UCCCCAGGCCCAUUCACACCCUGGGGACGAAUAUGCCAAUCAGCGCAAUCACGGCUCAGUCAUGUCAGUGCCCAAUCCCCCACCGAGUCUCGCGGAUUAAGUGUCUGACAGUCCAAUCCAAAUAGAACUUGAGGUGACAGUCAGAAACUAGCAAUGAGUGAAAAUCACAUUCUCCGUAUAAAACUCACGGAGUCUGCAUCAAACCAUCAUAUCCGCCUAAGCUUGUCCAGCUGCACACGAAAAUCAAAUCACUCUUGGACUAUACUGUGAUUUUUAAUUCUUUGUUUAUAAUUUCGGAUCUAUUUGUUUAUUUAUUGGAAAGUUUCAGGAUUUAAAUUAAAGCAUGGCUGCCACGUGGAGUACUGUUGCUUUCGUUUCGCUGUUCGUAUCUUGCAUGCUGUUUGGUGGGGCUUUCGCAUUUAUAGCAGGUUCCGUGGCCACGUGUGAAGAAGAGGGCAAAGAAGUCAAAGUGAAUCUAGUCGCAAACGAUCCGUGUAUCAAGUGCAUUUGCAAGGGUGGUGAAGUAACGUGUGCCAAGACCACGUGUGCCCCUCUCGAUGGCUGCCACCAGAUCCUCUAUCCCAAGCCGACCAAUUCAUGCUGUGACGUGUGCAAAGGAUGUGUCCAUAAUGGAGUCUCCUACAACAGUGGAGAGACGUGGACGGAUCCCUCCGACCCGUGUAGGGUGCUAACUUGUCAGGUAGGAGCCGUGACGGAUACAGUAAAGAAGUGCCAUGUCCCAUGCUCCAACCCCACCAAGAUACCUGGACAAUGCUGCCCGGCCUGCACAGGUUGUUCAGUUGAUGGUGAAACAUUUCAAGAUGGUGAAACAUUCCAGUCGACCCAAGAUCCCUGUGUUUCGUGUAAAUGUCAUAAUGGAAAUACCAUCUGCUCGAAGAAAGCCUGCCCUGUCGCAAACUGUCCGGCUACCUUCAUAAUCCACGAGGAAGGGACCUGCUGUCCAGUGUGCACAGGAUCCCGAACCACCUGGAAUCUGAAGAACCAUUGUCUAUUCGGUCGCCAUGUCUACAGAAAAGGCGCCACAUUUGAAGCAGACGCUUGUACCUCGUGCGUGUGUCAGGACGGUACGUCCCUGUGUAAAGCCCAGUCCUGCCCGUUGGUCAACUGCCCUCGCGAGGACCAAGUGACGGACGAGGGCCAGUGCUGCCCGAGAUGCAAGCCGAAAAAACAGUGUGAUAGUAACGGAAAGACAUAUGACCAUGGUUCAACUUGGAAGAAAGAACAAUGUACCACGUGCAAGUGUGACAACGGUGCCGUCCACUGUCAAGGUGCCCAAUGCAAUAACGAACUAGAGUGCCCACGAGGUCAACGCCUGCAGCAGCUGCCUGGAGAGUGCUGUCCAAGAUGCGUGGAGAGUGACGCAGUUUGCACCGUGUUCGGAGAUCCCCAUUACAGAAGUUUCGACGGGAAAAUCUUCAACUUCCAAGGCAGAUGCAAGUACACACUGGUUAGGACGUGCCAUGGAAGUAGCUUCCAAGUCCGGGUUCGAAACCACGCGAGAUUGACCGAGAGUUACGCGUGGACAAAGAUGGCGACCAUCUACAUCAAUGGAACCCGGGUGCAUCUACAACAGCGACUCGUCGUCAAGGUGGACCGAAAACGCGUGCAGAUUCCAUUCGAGAGGGCGGGGGAGUUCACGAUAACAAAAGAGGGGCACUCCGUGACGUUUGCAACCCCACACGGAAUCAAGGUUAUCUGGGACGGGGACAGCUACCUCGAAGUCACGAUGCCACCAUCUUACAGGAACAAACUCUGCGGACUCUGCGGAAAUUUCAACGGACUCGAUUCGGACGAUUUUGUCGGAAAGGACGGGCAAAUGUAUUUGGACUCAGAGCUUUUUGGCGAUACCUGGCGAGUAGGGAGUAAAUCGGCAUGUCAGAAAACCAAGAAGAAGGCAAAAACGACACCAUGUGGAAACUCUUUCUCGAGGAAACUUCUGGCACAUCACGAGUGCGGGUUUUUCUUUAGUGCUGCCUUUAAACCGUGUCGAGAUGUUGUGGACGUCAAACCAUAUUACAGGUCUUGUGUGACUGACGUAUGCGACUGCCCCAGCAACCAGCAGUGUUCGUGCGAGGCCAUGACGGCCUAUCAGAGUCUAUGCAAGAGAGAAGGUGUCGAUAUUGGAGAGUGGAGAACGCCGAGGUUCUGUGGAGCACCCAAAUGUCCGAUCGGAGCAAUAUGGGACACUUGCGGACCCGCCUGCCCGUUAACGUGCGACAACUACGAUAAAAAAGAAACGUGUGUGAAGCCGUGCGUGGCUGGUUGCCAGUGCCCAGCCGGGUUGGUACUUCACAACAGCCGGUGCAUAAAAACACGAAAAUGUCCGCAAAACAGAAAGUCAGAUGCUGAUGUCGAUGCGACGCUGAACGAGGCCCAACUUCUUUCGUCGUUCCGGUAGAAACUCCUAGCGGUGGAUGGAGGAAUCAUGAGGUGCUACCAUUUGCCGAGCUGAUCGAGCUUGGGUCAAGGUCGUUGCCAUAGCAUGCACUGCGCAUGCGCAUACGGAUGUUGAAGCCUUGAUACGAGGCGGUGUGUUGGUGCUUGAUGUUGAUGAGAGCGGUCAUCGGUGCCGCUGCUGAUCGAUACGGAUGGGUUGUGGCAAAAAGUAACAUUAUUUGGCUUCACCCCACGCAUAUUGCCAUAGACUAUGACCUUGGACACAUGGGUUGGAGGUUGCGUUUUUGCAGGUAGCUCAGGGAUAACUAGCAGUAGGAAAGGCGAUUGACUUCAAACGAGGAUGAGUUGACAUGAAAACGAAUACAGUAUUGCAUUUUGAAAGACUUUGUAAUGUUUAAGUUACUUGUCUUGCAAACUGACUUAGCGAUAUUUUCAUUUCGCAAGUGGAGUGCUGGUACUGCAAUAGAUUUCGGGAAAAUGAAUGAAAAUAAGGUGUUAUUCGUGCAGCAGAGGCUUGAUGCUAUCAUCUAGCCUCGUGAGUAGGGUCAGAUCAACAGAAAACUAUCAUUGAAUAAGAUUUGGUCAUUUACAUGUACAUUGACAUUGUACUGUACAUGUGUAUUCCGGAAAUUGAACAAAACUGUUCACGUGACUCACAAUUACUAGUUUGAAAAUUUGACUGUCAGCAUUUUUUUAGUUAUGAAUGUUGACACUGUGUGAGUGCGCUAUAGUAUAUAUAGACCUAUACCGAAUAUUUGUUGUCAAAUCAUACGUCGUUGUGAAGCAUUUACGCAUUCGAAAAGCCAGUGUCUCUUGUAACUGCCUCGGGAGUCUGUCUGUACCAGAACCGAAAUACAGUGAGGCCAGGUGCAGCGUUGACGUCAUGCAUGUACGGAUUGUGAUUGGAUAAAAUUUUGUGUGUUCAGAUUCAACGGAACAUAAUUCCAACCGGUCCACAGAUUGGACAUUGCAUAUUACACGUGUUAAGUUAUUUGUACAUUUUCUCACUGUAAUUUAUGCAUCCAUGUAUAAACAUGUAUAUACAUUGUAAAACGGUGUAAAUAAAUGUAAAUGUUUCUUUUCUAA
Lineus longissimus is the source of this 3504-nucleotide messenger RNA. Its product is annotated as BMP-binding endothelial regulator protein-like. Gene Ontology annotation, molecular function: protein binding. The transcript has 11 exons. The record is from RefSeq and is a predicted model, not a curated record. Gene Ontology annotation, cellular component: extracellular region. Bases 344 to 2419 code for a protein of 691 amino acids. Lineage: Eukaryota; Metazoa; Nemertea; Pilidiophora; Heteronemertea; Lineidae.